Molecule: messenger RNA, 1792 nt
Organism: Dendronephthya gigantea
Lineage: Eukaryota; Metazoa; Cnidaria; Anthozoa; Malacalcyonacea; Nephtheidae
Product: sedoheptulokinase-like
Exons: 4
Coding region: 4-1422 (472 amino acids)
Biological process (GO): carbohydrate metabolic process
Cellular component (GO): cytosol
Molecular function (GO): sedoheptulokinase activity
Source: RefSeq, a predicted model, not a curated record
AAUAUGGCGGACAAUUUUGAAUCUCUAACAUUGGGAAUUGAUAUUGGAACAACUAGUAUAAAAACUGUUGUUAUGUCUAGUGAAGAGGUUAUUGCAAGAAAUACUGUUGAGCACUGUGCUGAAAUUAUUUUGCAAGAAAAUGGGACCAACUGGCGCGAACAAGACGUGCAGAAGUUGUUUGUGGCCAUAGACAAGUGCAUCAAAUUGCUACCGAAAGACAAGAGCAGGCUGGUAAAAGAUAUUGUUGUUUGUGGACAAAUGCAUGGGUGCGUAUUAUGGAACAAGGAAUUUACGACAAGCGGUACAAAUAUUGAAAAUCUAGUCAAGGAGAAUUUUAUUCAAAAUGAAAAACUUCAGAUAUCAUCUUUAUUCACCUGGGAAGACAAACGUUGUUCGACAGAAUUUUUAAGUUCGCUGCCAAAGUCAAGUUUAUCGCUGUAUUCAGGCUUUGGUUGUGCGACUCUUUUCUGGUUACAAAGACACCAGCCUGAUUUCGUCAGUCAAUUUGACAGUGCAGGCACCAUUAUGGAUCUUGUUGUAUCUUACCUUUGUUCUUCCAAUGGAGUUUAUAUCUCUACACAGAAUGCUUGUAGUUGGGGCUAUUAUGAUAUUGAAAAGCAGGAAUGGGAGAUUGAAAAACUACAAGCAGCAAAUUUCCCAGUUCAUCUUUUACCUACCAUUUGCCCACCAGGAUAUAUUGUUGGUCAUCUGUCACACACCUGGGAAAAUAUUCAGCCAAAUGCUACAGUCAGAGUUGCCCUCGGAGAUAUGCAAUGUUCCAUUUUAGCUACUAAUGCUGGAUCUACAGAUGCUGUUCUUAACAUUGGCACCUCAGCACAACUAUCAGUGAUCAUUAAUGAGAGCAGAAAGGAUGAGGUCUCAAAUGACAUAUCACUCUACCCAGCCUUGCAUAUCUUACCAUACUUCAACAGUUGCUAUUUAGUUGUCGCAGCUGCACUGUCAGGAGGAAAUGUUUUGGCUUAUUUCGUAAAAACACUGAAAAGUUGGUUACAUGAUCUGGGAUAUGAUCCGCCGCCAGACAGCUACAUUUACCAACGACUCUUCACAUGUGGUGUUCAAGAUAGACAUGUUCCUAAACUUACAAUACAUCCAGUACUUUGGGGAGAGCGCCAUGAUCCAGAGCAAAAAGCCUUUGUUAAAGAUAUCUUGCCUGGUUCUUUGUCCCUUGGGAAUAUUUAUAAUUCGAUAUGCUUUGGUCUUUUGGUCAACAUCCAUUCAAUGAUUGACCAGUUUCUUACGAAAUAUAAAGUGACCAAACUUGUAGGAACUGGUAAUGCAUUACUUCAAAACAAAAUGAUACAGGAAAAUGUUCGGGAAAUCUUUCGUAAGGAUUUUGAAACAUGUGAAAUUGCAGAUGCAGCGAUGGGCGCAGCCAUGUCGAUUAAUAAAUGUUCUACGUGAAUAGUCGUAAACAAUUCACGAAGUUAGAAAUUCACGAAGAAGAAAAGAAAAACAUUUUACACAACUCACAAGCUUUGCACUCGAGGUUAGGUCUCUGAUCUAAGUUUAAAUGAAUGGUGAUUAUGGUGCCCCCAAUAUUUGUAAAUCAAUGGUUCGAAUCCUGCAAAAACUUUUUUUUUUCAUUAAGACCUUGAAAAUGAUUAGGUAAAAUAAAUAAUCGCUCUUGCUCAGCACACGUUCUUGUGGUAACUAAGAAGAGAAUUAAAUAAAAUAAAUGAGUGCAGCAAAAUAUCUCGUGGUCUUGUGGCGAAGACAAUUAUUCUGACAGCUAGUGGCAAGCGAUGGUUCGAAUCCAAGCAUUAACUCUUUU